Messenger RNA from Nannospalax galili (Upper Galilee mountains blind mole rat), 12052 nucleotides. It is a transcript of the gene Ppp1r9a, whose product is annotated as protein phosphatase 1 regulatory subunit 9A. The transcript has 22 exons. Gene Ontology annotation, cellular component: dendrite; actin cytoskeleton; postsynaptic density. The coding region runs from base 478 to 4563 and encodes 1361 amino acids. Gene Ontology annotation, molecular function: actin filament binding. NCBI's taxonomy places the organism in Eukaryota, Metazoa, Chordata, Mammalia, Rodentia, Spalacidae. The record is from RefSeq and is a predicted model, not a curated record. Gene Ontology annotation, biological process: neuron projection development; actin filament organization; calcium-mediated signaling.
UUUCCCGGCACACUGGCAGGAAAAACAGGCAUUUGUGAUCAUCACCCAGUCAUUUGCGCUCUUGUUAAUGUGGCCGGGGAGCUCGGCUCUUCCCCGAGCCACUCUGGGAUCCGCCUGGCAGCCGCAGCCAAUGUGCUAGGACUCCAGGUGCUGCUUGGCACAAAGCUAGACUGCGACCUCCUACCAUAGCGCUUGGCGUCACCUGCUCUCCCGGCCCUACCCCGGGGCCGAGGGACUGCGUCCCGAACCAGGCUUGGGAAUCGGCUGCCUCUCAAAUGAACCUCUAGUCUUGCUUUGAAAAAGCCAUUUUGUGUAACUCUUGACUGAAUAAUUUCUUGGUACACCUGUUUGGGACUAUCACUGAAAAAGUAUGCCAUUCGAGAUUUCCUUUACUUAACCAAAUACUGGGGAUUAAGAAGAGGUGUUUUUUUUCCACCCAAUCAUUAUGAGCAUUGGCUUUUCACCCUUGAAGUAAAAAUGUUGAAAGCUGAGUCUUCAGGUGAACGAACCACUCUCAGAAGUGCCUCUCCUCACAGGAAUGCAUACAGGACUGAGUUCCAGGCCCUGAAAAGUACUUUUGACAAACCCAAGUCAGAUGGGGAACAGAAAACAAAAGAAGGUGAGGGCUCCCAGCAGAGCAGGGGUAGGAAAUAUGGCUCCAAUGUCAACAGAAUUAAGAACCUAUUCAUGCAGAUGGGUAUGGAGCCCAAUGAGAAUGCCGCUGUGGUCGCCAAAACGAGGGGGAAAGGUAGACCUUCAUCCCCUCAGAGAAGAAUGAAGCCCAAAGAAUUUCUGGAGAAAACAGAUGGCUCCGUUGUUAGGUUGGAGUCCUCUGUUUCUGAAAGAAUUAGUAGAUUUGACACAAUGCAUGAUGGCCCUUCAUAUUCUAAGUUUACAGAGACUCGAAAGAUGUUUGAGAGAAGUGUGCAUGAGUCAGGACAAAAUAAUCGCUAUUCCCCAAAGAAAGAGAAAGCUGGAGGGACUGAACCACAAGAUGAGUGGGGUGGUUCUAAGUCCAACAGAGGCAGCAGUGAUUCCUUGGACAGCCUUAGCUCCCGGACUGAGGCUGUCUCUCCAACUGUGAGUCAACUGAGUGCAGUAUUUGAGAACACAGAGUCCCCGGGUGCCAUCGUUUCUGAGAAGACUGAAAGCAGUGACUACUCAGUGACUGGGCAUUAUCCUCUGAAUUUGCCAUCUGUUACCGUUACCAAUCUUGACACUUUUGGCCACCUUAAAGAUUCUAAUUCGUGGUCUUCGAAUAAAGAAGGUGUUGAUAUAGAGGAUGCUCAGGAGAGUAAUGCAACUCCAGUACCAGAAGUGGCUCCGCAAAGUACCUCUCUAGCUUCGAUGCCUAGUGAAGAGAGACAGCUGAGCAAGGAAGCCGAGGACUCUACAUCUCACCAAGAGACUCUGGACAGAAUUGACAAAGACGUUUCUGAAGAACCCUGUGCUGAAAACCAGGCGAUGCCCAAGUCUGAAAUCCUCUCACCACAAAACGAAGCUUUAAAAGAUGGUGAAGCUAAUUUGGUUGGGAUUGAGACAGCAGAGCAACAGAGGAAAGACCUUACAGGUGGUGAUUUAACCUCUCCUGAUGCUUCUGCAUCUAGCUGUGGAAAAGAACUACCUGAAGACUCAAAUAAUUUUGAGAGUUCCCAUGUAUAUAUGCAUAGUGACUAUAACGUGUAUAGGGUGAGAUCCAGGUAUAACUCAGACUGGGGAGAGACAGGCACUGAGCAGGAUGACGAGGGCAGUGAUGAGAGCAAUUGCUAUCAGCCUGAUAUGGAAUACUCUGAAAUCCUUGGCUUACCAGAAGAAGAAGAAAUCCCGGCAAAUAGGAAAAUUAAGUUUAGUUGUGCUCCGAUUAAGGUUUUCAACACGUACUCCAAUGAAGACUAUGACAGGAGAAAUGAUGAAGUUGACCCUGUGGCCGCAUCUGCUGAGUAUGAACUUGAAAAGCGUGUAGAAAAACUGGAACUUUUCCCAGUGGAACUAGAGAAAGAUGAGGAUGGUCUUGGUAUAAGUAUUAUUGGAAUGGGUGUUGGCGCAGAUGCUGGGCUUGAGAAGCUGGGAAUAUUUGUCAAGACAGUAACAGAAGGUGGUGCUGCUCAGCGGGAUGGCAGAAUCCAAGUCAAUGACCAGAUUGUGGAAGUGGAUGGAAUCAGCUUGGUAGGUGUCACACAGAAUUUUGCUGCAACAGUUCUCCGAAAUACCAAGGGCAACGUCAGAUUCAUUAUUGGGCGAGAAAAACCAGGCCAAGUGAGUGAAGUUGCCCAGUUGAUAAGCCAGACCCUGGAACAAGAGAGACGCCAGAGAGAGCUGCUGGAACAACACUAUGCCCAGUAUGAUGCUGACGACGAUGAGGUAACCAUGGAGGAUUUCUUUAAACCCCCCAGACAGUCAGCAAUAUGCCAUGAACCUCUAGGGAACACUGUGGCUGAAUUGCAAGGAGUAUCUGGCAACUGCAAUAACAAUAACAACCGUUUCCUUAAGACUGGAGAAUAUGCUACCGAUGAAGAAGAGGAUGACGUUGGGCCUGUCCUUCCCGGCAGUGACGUGGCCAUUGAAGUCUUUGAACUCCCUGAGAAUGAGGACAUGUUUUCUCCAUCAGACCUGGACACAAGCAAGCUCAGUCACAAAUUCAAAGAGUUGCAAAUCAAACAUGCAGUUACAGAAGCAGAGAUUCAAAAAUUGAAGACCAAGCUGCAAGCAGCAGAAAACGAGAAAGUAAGGUGGGAACUAGAAAAAAACCAACUUCAACAGAACAUAGAAGAGAAUAAAGAAAGAAUGUUGAAGUUGGAGAGCUACUGGAUUGAGGCGCAGACAUUAUGUCACACCGUGAAUGAGCAUCUCAAAGAGACUCAAAGCCAGUAUCAGGCCUUGGAAAAGAAAUACAACAAAGCAAAGAAGUUGAUCAAGGAUUUUCAGCAAAAAGAGCUUGAUUUCAUCAAAAGACAGGAAGUAGAAAGGAAGAAGAUAGAAGAAUUGGAAAAAGCUCACCUGGUAGAGGUCCAAGGCCUCCAAGUACGGAUUAGAGAUUUGGAAGCUGAAGUGUUCAGACUCCUGAAGCAAAAUGGAACCCAAGUUAACAACAACAAUAACAUCUUUGAGAGAAGAACAUCUCUUGGUGACAUCUCUAAGGGAGACACUAUGGAGAACGUGGAAGUCAAACAAACAUCCUGUCAGGAUAGCCUGAGUCAAGACUUGAAUGAAGCAGUCCCAGAGACAGAGCGCCUGGAUUCUAAAGCACUGAAAACUCGGGCCCAGCUCUCUGUGAAGAACAGGCGCCAGAGGCCCACAAGGACAAGGCUCUAUGACAGCGUCAGCUCAACAGAUGGGGAGGACAGCCUAGAACGGAAGCCUUCAAACACUCUCUAUAACCAUAUGCAUGUUACCAAAUCACUUCCACUCAAGGGUCGGAGAAGCUCUUCCCCAGAGUCAGAUUCUGGUGUUCCACCCCUCACCCCUGUGACUAGCCAUGGGUCCUUCUCCUCUGACCGCAUGGCUGAGUUUCAAGAAGAACCACUGCAUCCAGAGACAGGGCCUUGCUCCUCUGUCUCAGGAGAUACUUCACCUUCCUCUCCCUCAAAGUCUGAUCACGAUACUGAAGAAUCUUCUUGGCACCAUCAAGCCACCAAGAAAACAUUACAAGGCAAAGAUGGUGCCAAGUGUCCCAAAUCACUAAGGACAUCCAGCUCAUUUGCAGUGCAAGGAGGAAAAAUUAAGCGCAAGUUUGUGGAUCUGGGGGCCCCUUUGCGAAGGAAUUCCAACAAGGAGAAGAAAUGGAAAGAAAAAGGAAAGGAGGCCAGUAGGUUUUCUGCAAGUAGCAGGAUCUUCAGAGGCAGGCUGGAGAACUGGAAAGCCAAGCCACCCUCAGCAGCCCAGGCCUCCACUCGCUCUCCAUGCAUGCCUUUCUCAUGGUUUAAUGAAAGCCGAAAAGGAUCCUAUUCCUUCGGGAACCUGCCUUCACCUUCAACUCCCCUUCAGCCUUCUACUGGGACUCUAAUUUCAGAUAAAACGGGGUCCAAGAAUUUUACCUUCAAUGAUGACUUCAGUCCCAGCAGUACCAGCUCCGCAGACCUGAGUGGCUUAGGAGCAGAACCCAAAACGCCAGGGCUCUCUCAGUCCUUAGCACUGUCAUCAGAUGAGAGCCUGGAUAUGAUAGAUGACGAGAUUCUUGAUGAUGGACAGUCUCCCAAACACAGUCAGUAUCAGAAUCGGGCCGUUCAUGAAUGGAGUGUGCAGCAAGUUUCUCACUGGCUAAUGGGCCUAAAUCUGGAGCAGUAUGUGUCUGAAUUCAGUGCCCAGAACAUCACUGGGGAGCAGCUCCUGCAGUUGGAUGGAAAUAAACUUAAGGCUCUUGGGAUGACAUCAUCCCAGGACCGUGCAUUGGUCAAAAAAAAACUGAAGGAAAUGAAGAUGUCUCUAGAGAAGGCUCGGAAGGCCCAAGAGAAAAUGGAAAAACAAAGAGAGAAGCUGAGGAGGAAGGAACAAGAGCACAUGCAGAGGAAGUCCAAAAAGUCUGAGAAGAUGACAUCCACCACAGAGAGUGCCAGUGAGCAGUAAUGCCCCAAGGCUGGACUUGAGGGAAGCCCCCGCCUCUUCCUUCCCCCUUCUCCAGAGGAUGAAGAAGAAAGUGACCAUGGGUUUAAUGCCACUGUAGGCAGUUUGACAAAUUGUGUGUUGAAUGACUGCAAUAAUAGAACGCACUCUUAAUUUUAACCUCCCCAAAUAACCCCAAGCCACGUAUGGUUUGUUAACAGACCAGGAAUCUAGUUUGUGAGAGAUGUAAAGUAGCUGUGUUUCUCUCUUCUACUUACCAACAUCCUGUGUUGUGUUGGAUGUGGUGUCACUUGGAGAAACAUCCUGACCCUGCCAGUGAGAGCAUGACACCUCCUGGUGUUGAGUGGAGUACCGAAAUUUUCAGUGGGAGACCCUGACACUGAGAUUGUGCCCAUCUGUGUGCAGAGCACCUGCCUUGAGAUGAGGGAGUUGCAGUGGCUCCUGAGGCUGCAGAGUCUAAUGAAGUGUGAGAAAGGCUCCCCUUCAUUCUGACUGUACAGGAUGGCAGCCCCAGUGUGGAAAUGUGAGUCCUCAGUACAUAAUUACCUACUGAGGGAAAGAACAAGCCUGCUGUUCUGCUUCCUGGGAGGGAGGGAGGGAGAGAGAGAGAGAGAGAGAAAGAGAGAGAGAGAGAACACAGAGAAACAGAGAAACACAGAGAGAAAAUAGUAGUUCUUUGUUAACUAUAGAAGAAAUCAAAAAUCAAAAGCCUUAAGACCACUGAUGUGGAUGUACCUUGGGGUUUGGAGGAUAACAGUUUUCCUCCAGUUACUGCUAAACAGAGAAGAAAAAGUCAGACCUUAAUACAACUGUGGGAUGUUGGGAUCUGCUGUGUACUUUGCCACAACCGUGUGUUCAGUGUUUCAGCGACACUGACAGACACAACACAGCUCCUUUUUCCCCCCAACAAAUUGAACAGGAAAUGGAUUUUUAAGGAAACCAACAUUUUCAGGUUUCCUCUCCUGGGAAAACUCUGGCUUGAUCUUCAGCCUGCCUAUGACACAAUAAGGAACUUGUCGCAUAUUUUCUACUCCAAGUUUCCCAAAAACACUUUUAAAAACUGAAAACUAGAAAUACCAGUCAGAGAAAAUUUAGAGUUGAGUAACAAUCAACCAGGGAACCUUUUUUUUUUUUUUUUUUUUUUUUUUUUUUAGCACACAGAGGUUCCCAUAAAGGAGAGUUGUCAGUCAGUUUCAUUUUUAACGGCUUUUUUGAACCAUUCUCUUCCAUAUAGAGACUAUAGAGACUUCCAGAUCUGUUUAAGGUAAUUGAGAUAGACUUUAGCAGUGGAACAACUGACACUUUAAAGCCAGUAUUAAGAAUUUCAGUAUUUCACCAACCUAAGUUGAGUGCAGGAGACCAGGGCAGAGGGAGGAGAUACUAAACUCAUCUUGAGAAACUUCAGAUGAUGAGGGUUUUUAUUUGUUUGCUUGCCUUUUGUUUUGCUUCUUAUGCUUAUUCAUCUAACUCUCAUUGCUGCUUUGGCCCUAAAAAUGAGGUCAUCUACUUUCUGAUGGACACAUUUCAAAGUAAGACUGGAGGCCAAAAGAAUUCUUAGACAAAUACUUUACUUCCUUAACUCUACUAAGUCCUUGCUCUAUUCCCAGCUCUGUCUAUAUCUCCCCUGAGAGCGUUCUGUAUGAAGAGCUUGAGCCCAGCUCCUGAGCUAUUACAGGUAUCAGCUUGUGUAAGGGUCCCCUGCCCAUGUAGCCUCACCUUGUGUUUUUGACAUCAUGACUGUUAAAAUUUUUUAAUUUUUUUUUAAACAUACAAAUUCUGAAAUUACCUGAACUAGAAACCCACAAUCCUGUUCUUUCUCCAAGGCCCGCUUCCUUUUCUGGGCCAGAGCACUGUCUCUUAUGUUUCAGACCUUUUGUUACUAGGUACAGAUGAUUCAUUCAGUCCUUAAGUGUUGACAUGGGAGCAGCAUGGUGCUUUACAGUGACCAGAACCACCUGAUGCUUUUUGUUUGUGUGGGAUACUAGAUGGCUGUUAAUGUCUUUGGAUGCCUGGCUUUGCCAUAUAUUAAUAUCAUGAGAAAUCAAGAGUCACGCUCUACAAAAUUCAGAAAAUUAAUACUAAUACUAGAAGACUAAGGUAGCAAAAAUCUGGUAAUUCUAAUGGUUGCUCUUGUAAAUUUUGCCAUUUUUGCUUUUCCUUGGUACAAAAAGCACACCUACUCUGGAUCACACUGGAAGCUUCACUGUGUUCAUUUUAAGAGAGGAACUAGAGGGGUGCCUAUUUUAAGUUAUGUUUACACUUUGGUAAUAUUUGAAGAUGAAUGUAUAUAUUGGAAAUGUCUAUAAGUGUAUCUCUGUUCAUAACUUAUGAUCUAUUAUAUUGCAUUUCUUAAAUAUAUUGUUCCUCAUUAUAACUUUAUUAACACUAAAGUGGUUAGAUCUGUAUCUGACAAUGUUAAAAAUCAAGUUUUUAAAACAUUUAGUUUAUAUUUUAAUAGUUUUGAUUUUUUUAAGUUAAAUUAUAGUAAAAAAUGAAUUCUUUUAACAUUGCUACUUAAAAACUGGUCAAAUGGUAAAAGGGCUCUUGUUUGUGCAACAAAAGAUAAAAUAUAAACUGAUUGAUGCAAGUAUAAAAACAAAGUGAAAGACCUCAGAUCUUAGGAGCAUUUUGUUUUCCUGUUAUUUUCUUUAUUGACUGUGGUGCAUGAUAGUAAUUGCAUUUCCAGUGUCUUGCACAAUUCCUACUUAAUAACUAGUAGUUUUCAGGGUCUAUACUAUUUAACACAAAACUAUCGCCUCAUGGACUGUAAAGACUUCGCAGGGUUUUUUUAUUAUCAAAAAAUAAACAAAAAGGGAAUGACUGCUUACUAUGAAUUAUAGCCUAGUAAAGGAUAAUUCAGUAGGACCACAUCAGUAGCCAAAAGUGUUCUGGGGUAUAGGUAGUGUUUGCAAGUGGAAGUGCAUGAUAAAGCUAAGUCAUAAGCAGAGAACAUUAUGGGAGUCAGAUCUGGGUCAAGGUUUCCACUAAAUAACUUUGUUUGGAAUUAAGACCAUCUUACAGUGACUCAGAGUUAUGUAAUCAUUUCUCACCACCACCACCCUUUGAUCUAGAGGUGUUCUGUUAGAACAAAAUCCACACUACAUCCGUGUUAGUGCUCUGAAGUCCACCUUUGCUAUCAUAACAGCAAAGUUCUUCUGUGGCAAUCUGUCAUUCUUUAGCUGGAAUUGACAUGGACUUUCCACCCUCCACCUCACACAGGCUCUUAAAAUAUCACAAUAGUUCAUGAUUAUAGUAUGAUAGGAGCUAAUGCCAAACUCAGCUUCCUACAGGCACACAACAUGCCUACCUUAUGUUCUUUUGCUUGGGGAAAUAAAGUGGCAAAGAAGUGAGGGCUCUGACACUGUCUGUGCCUAUAGUGUUUAUCCUAAGAUCAUGAAAUAUGCUAGGCCUAAACCACUCUCCCCAGGUUAUCAGAUCUAGCAACCGGGCCCUGGUGGCUCUUGCUGGCAGCAAAGAAUUCUUAUCUAGGUUCUUUGUGCAAUGGAUUGACUUGUGCUUGAAAGUUAUAUUUUAUAAGAGGUAAACAAAUUAUAUCUAUAUAGCUAUUCUAAGUCACAUAUAAACAUGAAAGGGUUAGAUAAAUUAAGUUCAAGAAGGAUCAUCAAGAUGUUUCACAAGAGUAUUAAAGAAGAUUCUGGAGGAGAAAGUCCCAACCAUUCUAAAAAAAGCACCUAUACCUUUAGUGUGUUUUGCUCUCUCAUACACUUGAAAUAUUUAAGAACUACCAAUUCCAUUUGAGUAACUAAGGGGAUUUCCUACAGCAGUGAAGAUGAGAAGCUAUUCACUUUGAGUGACAGGAGUCAGUAGGUUUCCCAUCUCUUAUGCCAACACCUAGUGUUCCCUGAAUGAAAGAUAAUCAGGAAAUGACAACCUAGAGUUUACGUGUUUUCUAAUUUACCUUUAGUCAAGGAUCUACCUAUGUAUAGUUCAAAAGGUGAGCUUGUAAAGAUGAGGCCCAGAAGUAAAAUGUCUAUGCUUUCUUGCAAAAUUGUUCUCAUUGUGAUGGGUUAACGGGAAGCAGACAAUCUUAAAAGAAAGCAGUUACAAGAAAUCUGCUUCAAUGAUCCAUUCCUGAAAGCAUGACUGAGUGUGUUGGCAGAUUUUGUUUGCAUUUAUCUUGAGUGUUUAAAGUCCCAGAAAAUUUAGUCUUGAUCCAAAACACUGGGGAAAAAUAACACCAAACCAAACACAUUUUAAUAACUUAAAGGAGCAGCAUAGAAGAAACUAGACCGAGAAGCUUGAGUGAAAGGGAAAAGCCACACAGCCAACUGUGCCUGGAAAGUGACACCCAGUCCCUUCAUGGGAGGCCAAGGGUCCUCAUCUGAUUGUGCAUAGGUGUCUGUGUGGAUAUGUUGAGAGAGUACAUAUGGUUCCCAUGUGUAAGCAUCUGGACUUAUUUCUGUAUCCUCAGAAUAGAAAGCAAAAGAAGCAUGAUGCUUCCCAAUCCUUGACCCUCCCCAGCCCCAGACCACGAAGGGUUCAGCAGUGUGUAAGACAUAAAGAGAAAGAGAACAAGAGACAACUCUCAAUAACAUGCAUGCCACUGUGUAGACGUUCAGAACUACCUAUGUGAAUAUAUCUCCCACCUUACACACACACAUACAUGCACAACCACAUGGCAUAGAAAUACACUGUAUGUGGAAUACGGCGAUAUUAGUUAGGACCCUGGGCCGUAGUCAUAGCCCUGUUGCCACUUUUGUGUUGUGUACACAUUGAAUGGCUCAUAGAUUUUAAGAGAUUUUCUUCAAUGUAAGUAUUCCUACUAAAUGCACUUAUGCUUCUCAAUGUUUAUAUAUUUUGGUAACAUUGAUUUAUUAGAUCUUUGGUAUUGUAUUUUAGUUAGAUAAAUUUUCCUCAAAUGUUUGAUUAAUGCUUUGAUGUCAAGAUUGUACAUUUUUUUAGUUAGAACUCAGAAAGUAUUAUACAGCUCUGGGCAUUUUCAGCUGCAGACUGUGGUGUUCUCAGCUAAAAAUUGCACUGUGUUCUCGUGUACAAACUUUCACUUCUCAAAUGAGACCACCUUAGUGCCAUGCUCACGUCCCUAACCGCUGGCUAUCUGACUGGCAUUGCUGUCACAUGACCUUCCACUUCAUACAUCAGCAGCUUGUAAUGGCAUUUUUAGAUGUCACCAAAAAUAACACAAGUGGUGAUAAGUGCAUGUUGUUGGAAGGUGUAUGCUUCCAAACUUUCACCUGUUUUAUGUACACACCCAAGAUUCUGUUAAACAUUUAAUCAUUUAUUCAUGAAAGAACAAUUGGCCAGAAAUACUUAAAAUUAUCUUUUUUAAAAAACGGGAAGAGACUCUCAAACUAGAUAACACCUUCCAACAACAUCAAGUUCAGUUAGUACUUAAAUGAAAUUCCUUAAAUAGUCACAUGUAUGCUCUCCUCGAUAUUAUUUAACAUCAUGACUGCGGACUUUGUAUGUUUUAAUGAUGUUGCGAUAAAGCCACUCAUCCACCUGCUAUGGAUCCCUGACAAGACUGGGCAGCUGAAAAAUACAAGGAGAAGAAAAUCCUAUUCUGCUGUAAGAACUUGAUUUACUUUCAUCUUUCCUUAUACAUCACUAAAGGAAAAGAAUUUGAAAAUCAUUUUGAAUCUGAUAAGUAUGGGUAGCAUGUUACCUGAAACUUUUCAUUUGUACAUUUUGAUGUCUUGAUCUUUUGCAUGGAAGAGACAACAGUGCCACGUCCGAAUUGUUCUCUUGUGCUUGGUUUGUACGUAUUGUUUCCUUACUCUUUGGUUUUCAGAGACAUCAAAGCAAAAUAUAACAGUGGCCCAUUGUAUUCUGACCAAUCUAAAAAAUCCUUGUGAUUAAAUUUCAUUUGUCAGUGUAAAUAACUUUCUUGCCAAUAAGUAUUAUUGUUGUUAGAUAACGAAUGCAAUAAAAAGAAAUACAGAGAUCUGUCGAGUACAUGUUUCUUUUUCCUCUUCCACUGCCACCUUCAACUAAAACAAGCCUUGAUGGGGUAAACCCGCAUUAACUGCCAAAACAUAGCUAUCCAUCAAGAGUAAAGUGCACAUUUUUCAUGGAAAUGAUACUAAAAAUAAGUUUUAACUCUGGUAAAGUGUAAAUUGGCAGCUAGAAUUACAUUUGAAAGCACAAUUACAGAACUGGGCAUGAGGUUAAAGAACAAGGCCUCCAGUUGGAGCUCACUCACCCAUCUCUUCCCCUGUCCCUCGGUUGUUGCUUCCCCAUCAGAGUUCCAAUACCCAGCAGCCAGAGAAGGUUGUGGGGGGGUGGGUAAGUCCAUCAAGCAGUCAGCCUCUCACAGUAGGAGGCCAGCUGAGAAGGAAUCAGGCCCAGCCCAGAGCACAGGGUUAUUUUAGGUCUUUUCAGUUCCAAGACGGUCAAGACUCAGAAAGCUUGGAUAGAACAAAUGAAUAUUCUUUCUCCAGCUUCACAGAAUAAGUGAAGUGGACCUGUUUUCCUCCUUCUGAGGCAGGCUGUUAAAAAUCUCUUAUGAAGGUCUGCCCCUUUUUGGAUGAUCUUAAAGAUAUGCCAUGGGAAACUGGACAGCUUCUUUUCAUCCUUUUUCUUUUCUCUUUUUGAUAGAAUCAGCUUGUUCCAUCAAUAACAAGAAAGAACAGGAUAUGGCCAUUUUACCAAAGGUGUCAUGAAAGCUAGCCAUUCAAGAGAUUCUUUUUAAAAGAAGUAGGUGAAGUGUUUUUGUUGUUGUUGAUUUUUUUGUUUUGUUUUGUUUUACUAAGUGCCACACUCAUUGAUAAUCAUAACCAGUAUUUCAGUGUCUGGCUUCCUAGGCUCUGAAUAGACAACAUUACUGAGUAAUGAUUACCAGGGACACUUGAUACCAGGUACUAAAACUAACUAAAACAAUAUGAAUCCUGAUGUGAGGAAAAGUGGUUUAUGAUUUUAAAAAAAAUUUAUUAUUAUUGGUUUUGGGGAUGAGGUCUUGCUACUGAGCCUAAGUUGGCCCGGAACUUAUGAUCCCUCUACCUCAGCCUCCAAAGUGGUAGAAUUAUAGGCAUGCAUCAGCAUGGGUGGAUCAAAAAUAUUUUUUGCUUUAUACCUUCAAUCUAUGAUCUUAAACAGUUGGCUGGUCUCAGUUUCUUAGCAAACCAUUUUCCCCCCAAAAGACCAGAUAAAUAUCACAGCAAGUAUCUUAGAAAUGCUUGGAUUCUAAAGUGACUGUCUUCAUGUCUGCCCAAAUAAUCUAGCAUUGAGGUUCUGUCUUCAAAACAGACAAGUAAAUAAUGGCAUGAACCCCUUGUUUCAUAAUCAACAAAAGAAAAACGAUACUGUCUUCUUAGUAAUGUCUUUCAGAAAAUAACCAAAGGUUGUUGAUCUUUCUAUUUUUUAAAACCUGUUUAUCUUCCUUUUUCUUCUCAACCUCCACAGCAAGUUAAAAUAGAAAAAACAAAGUCCAAGAAAGCAAAAACCAGUCUCUACUACCACCUGAACAGCAUAGACUUUAGGACCUGUACAUUUAGCCAUUUUGAUGCAAGAGAAU